Molecule: messenger RNA, 1860 nt
Organism: Bombina bombina (fire-bellied toad)
Lineage: Eukaryota; Metazoa; Chordata; Amphibia; Anura; Bombinatoridae
Product: serine protease 33
Exons: 6
Coding region: 124-1104 (326 amino acids)
Biological process (GO): proteolysis
Molecular function (GO): serine-type endopeptidase activity
Source: RefSeq, a predicted model, not a curated record
GAAAAGGGAGUGAUGGUGAUGAAUGUAAAAAAUCAAACUUAUAAAGAACAAGCCCAACAUUCUUCCUGCACAAUUGUUUUGUAUGAUCUGAAGCGACCAUAGAGUCAGUGGUCACAGCUGGAGAUGUACACAAGAAGCAGAACUCUCCUAGGAUCAUUAUUGCUGGUCAUUGUAGUGUUCCAUGACAUUAAUGGGGAAGAAUCAGAGUGCGGGAAUCCUCAGGAUCAGAGUCGGAUUAUGGGUGGCGAGAGCGCGCUGAACGGCGCUUGGCCGUGGCAGGUCAGCCUGAGGUACAACGGAUUCCAUUUCUGUGGUGGAUCCCUCAUCUCUAAAAAAUGGGUCAUCUCUGCAGCUCACUGCUUCAAAAGCUACCGACCAUCUACAGUCUAUGUGUACCUUGGGUCCUACAACUUGGACCAGUCUAGUUCCCAGGAGGUCGCUAUUAAGGUGAAGACAGCCCUUACAAAUAACAAUUAUAAUGGUGAAGGAACCAGUGGAGAUAUCAGUCUUGUGGAGCUGGAGACAGAAGUUAAUUACACCAAUUAUAUUCUCCCUGUGUGUCUCCCAUCUGCUGGGGUCCUGUUCCCCACAGGAAUGUACUGCUGGGUGACCGGCUGGGGGGACAUUAGGUCUGGGGUCAACCUACCAAGUCCACGAACGCUACAAGAAGUGAAACUUCCGCUGAUUGAUGCGAAUAUAUGUGACAGCCUCUAUCACAUUAAUUCUAAUACCAAUACGAAUGUGAAAAUCAUCUUUGAUGACAUGAUCUGUGCGGGGUACAAAGCUGGGGGAAAAGACUCCUGCCAGGGUGAUUCUGGGGGUCCCCUGGUUUGCUCUGAAGGCGGACGCUGGUAUUUAGCGGGGUUGGUAAGUUUUGGAGAAGGUUGUGGGAAGGUGAACCGUCCCGGGGUGUACAUUCAGCUGGCAGCUUACGCAAACUGGAUUGUAGAAAACGCUCCUGAAGCCUCAGCAGUUAUGCGAGAUGUUAAUAUUACAAGUCCUGUAGACAGGUUGUCUUACCUGAAAAACGGUUCCAGAGCGCCAUCUCUUUGUGUUCCCAUCUACCUCACCACAUGGACGCUGCUUUUGUACAAACUCUUGUAGGCCAUACUAUUAUUUUGUGUAAGUCACAACUGGAGCAGUUCUGGAUCUUUUGCUAUACUCAAUCUACAGUUAAAUUAUAAUGACUUGCAACGUGAACUCUCUUUAACAAGAGUGGAACCUCUAGAAAUGAUACCUUGAAGAUUCAGUGAGAGAAUAUCUGGAGUAGCUAUUAAUAUCAUUGACCUGGUGAAAAAUACUAAAUCCAAUUUAUAUAUCUGGACAUUUUGUAGCACCUGCAAGCUUAAAGGGACAUGAAACCCAACUUUUUUCUUUCAUAAUUCAGAUAGAACAUGCAAUUUUAAACCGCUUUCCAAUUUACUUCUAUCAUCUAAUUUGCUUCAUUCUCUUAAUAUCCUUUCUUAAAUAGCAUAUCUAAAUUGGCUCAGUAGCUGCUGAUUGGUGGCUGCACAUAGAUGCCUUAUGUGAUUGGCUCACCCAUGUGCAAUGCUAAUUCUUCGACAGAGGAUAUCUGAAGAAUGAAGCAAAUUAAGCAAUAGAAGUAAAUUAGAAUGUUGUUUAAAAUUGUAUUCCCUAUCUUAAUCAUGAAAGAAAAAUAUUGGGUUUCAUGUCCCUUUAAGUCUGGAUACUUUUGGGGCAAUAUCAAUAGAACAUGAAGACUGGAACUGGAAAAACACUAAAAUUAUGGUUGUCGCUCUUAUUUAUAGAUGUUUUUGUUUGAUAUCUUCUUAUGUCUAUUCUGCCAAGAACAUCACGUUCCAAAUAGUUCUUCUCAAGAUAAAAUUCAAUUGCUUCUAA